AUGACCGAUAUCCCAGAGCCGCGCACCCCGGAGCAAGCUCCUCCAGGUGCCGGCCAGGAGAUUCAGAGCCCUAGCUCGGAAUCCUCCUUGGACACCGCGCCGGUGCCCAAGGUAGGCCCCGCGCCUGGUGAGGACACUCCAGACUUCGGGGGAACGAGGCAAAAGAAGAAAGGUCUGGAAGGCUGGGCAGGGCAGGCAGCCCCGGCGAGUGGACCCACUGAGGCCACGCCGGAGGCAGAGCCGAAGGCCUUGCCAAAAGGCGCUCCGGCAGCGAAGGCCAACGGUAGGGAAGCUCCGGAGCAGGAGCAAAAGCCCACCUCGUCGCCGGCCGACGAAGGUGAGGAAGAGGAGUCAGAGGAGAGCUCCGAGGGCCAAGGGCUGGCGGAGCAGUACGGAGAAGCCCUGACCUUGCUGGACGAGAUCAGCCAGGCUAUCUUCGCGAGCGGUGGAGGGCACUUGCUCAAGAGCAUGCGUCUCCCAACUUCCCUUAAGGGGCGAGACGACUGGGAGCGCUUUGCCUUUCAAGCAGAGACCUACCUGGCGGUCGUAGACACCAGGUAUCCGGCAGAGCUGGAAAUAGCUCGAAAGCGCAAGGUGCCACUCCAAAUGGCAGCCAUGACCGAAGAAGUGCGGACCCUCAGCGUCCGCCUCUUCGGCAUGCUGGGCAGUUGGACCCAGGACUCCGCCACAGCUGUAAAGCUGGCGCACGGAGUGAAGGGCCAAAAUGGGUUCGAGCUCUGGCGUCUCCUGCGGCAGGAGCACAACCCAGAGAACGAGUCCAAGAACCUCACCUGGAGGCGGACCCUGCUGAUGCCGAAGUUCCCGCCAAAGGAAAGCGACUUCUCCUUGGCUCUGCAGGAAUGGGAGGCAGACGUGGACCGCUACGCCUCCGAGUAUGGCGCAGGGCGCGCCCUAGCAGAUGAAGAUCUGCGGGCAGUGCUGGUGACCGAGAGCCCCAACGCUCUUCGGCAACACCUCGCUAUGCACGCGGCGAGUCUUUCGACUUAUGCCGAGGUGAGGGAAGUAGUGGUGAGCUACUUGCAAGCCAAAAGGGUCUGGACCCCAAGUGCGGGCUACGCCGCCUCUUCCCGAAGGGACCCUAACGCCAUGGACAUUGGCAGAAUAGGGGACCGAGACGGAAAAGAAGGGAAGGGCAAAGGCGACAAAGGCAAGAAAGGGGACAAGGACCACAAAAAGGGCAAGGGCGACCACGACCACAAAGGCAAGAAAGGGGACAAAAAGGGGAACCAGCAAGGAGGUAGAGACGGCAAAGAGAGAUGCCCCAUCUGCUGGAAAACGGGGCACACCGUAAAAGAGUGCUGGUUCAACGCCAAGGGAAAAGGCAAAGGCAACAAAAGCCAAGUGGCCCAGGUGGCCGACGACGCGGCCACAACGUUGUCAACAGCCUCCUUGGCGACUGCGGGCCCCUCCGCGUCCCAAGCUGGAGGAAGCACUGGCGGCUCUGGCGGUAAAGGCCAGGUGCGCCAGGUGCGCGACGACCGCAUCUUAGGUGUGCGGUUUGCCCCGCCUCACGACACCGAGCCAGAAGAGGAAAAGCCCGAGGCGUUUCCCGACCUGCAGCCCGCGGGCCCACCAAAGAGCCUUUACUCGGUGGACAACAGCCGGUGCGGCAUUUGGCUCCACCGAGAGGACAGCCACAUUUUGUGGCCCGACGGCGUCCGUCAACAAACCGGGUGGCACCGGUGGCGGCAGAGCCACCGAGCCGACCUGGGACACUACGACUACAUCCCGGAGCACGACCUCGAAGCUCGAGAGGUGGAGGACGCGGCGAUGGAAGCAGCAGCCGACGAGGAGGCCGAAGCUGCUGAAGAGGAGAACGUGGUGCGAGAAGUGCGUGCGGAGGGAAAGGCGCGCGAGGACCCUCACCGCCGCCGGGAGCCCUCGGAUGAUCCGGUGACGCCGCUUGUCACCAUGGAUUAUCAGUUCUAUAGCCGGGACGGGAAAGAAGUUGAGGAAGAAGCGUCGCUUGCCACGGUGCUGAACCUCACAGACAGGGCCACUGGCUGGACUCUGUCGGUUCCCGUGGCGCACAAAGGGCACAGACACGCGGCCUACGCCGCAGGGCUAGUGGAGCAGUUCGUGGAUCGCCUGGGGCACGUGGCCUGGCUGCAAGCCCGGUUCGGGACCAAGUCGACGGACGGGGUGACACAUCGGGCCGCCACUGGCACCGACUAUGGUGGAGCACUUUGCUCUUUUGGGGAAACCGUUCUAGCUAAGCUCCCGAGGCCCGGGAACAAAGCGCAAGUGAGCUGGGUCAAAGGGGUCUGGGCCGGCAAGCUGGAGCGCGACGACUCCCACGUGGUGCUAACCGAAGCUGGCGCACUCAACGUGAGGAGGAGCGUCAGGCGACUCCCGCCGGAGACCCGGCACCAGACGGCAGCCGUUCUCAAAGCGUGCGGCCUGCCUUGGAACCCCAGAUUUGGCCGCUCAGCGCCAGCAGAACGCAGCGAGCCGAUGAUGGUUCCAAUCCCUCUGGCCACGCCGGCCGAGGAAGUGGAGCGGCUAGAACCGCCCGGUGAGCCCUGGCUCUUCAGCGACGGGCCGCGGCCCGACGACGAGGCCCUCUUAGUCGGGGGCCGAGCAGGCCAGCAGGCUCCCGGACGCCAGCCCUACCGAGGAGCUGGCAACGCAGACAUACCGGACUACGAGCCGUCCGACGUGGAGGCAGCACCUUCCGCAGCAAGCGCUGCCGCAACAAGCGGCAAGCCCCAGCCGCCAACGACGGCUCAGGCGAAGGGGGGCAGAAGCGUGACAGACCUGCUAGACCGGAUGCUCGACCCCAAGCAGGUCGAGCAGGCACGCAAGGAGCAGCUAAGAAAGCUGUGGGACCGAGGUACAAGUCAAGGUGUACCUGUCAAGGCCCGCUACAGCCCAGAACAGGAAGCUGGCUUGGACGUUUUCGUCCCAACGCCAACGCCCGAGAGUCACUCCCUACUUGAGGUAGCAGCGCUACACAACGAAGGGUGGGUCACAAGGUCUCUGGAUAUUGUGGCCGCCUUCCUCAUAGGGAAGGACCGCGGUGCGGCGGAAGGCCGCCCGGUCUACAUGUAUGCGCCUGUGGAGUGGCGCGAGCUCUUUGACCAAUGGGUCUUGGAGCAGCCUGCAAAGGACCAGCAGUGGUACCGAGACCACUUCCGGGACUUUGUGUUCCGAGUGGACGGCAACCUCUACGGCCGAAGAACGGCUGGGUCCGUCUACAGGGACGAGCUGGAAGAAGUCCUCGCUGGCAAGCUGGCCAAGGACUACGACUUCCAGCGGGGCGUGAAGGACCCGUGCGUGUACCUAGACCGCCGGUCCGGCCUAAUCCUUCUCCACCACAUCGACGACAUCCGUGUCGCAGGCCCCAAGGCCGCAGUGCUGAAGUUCACGGAGGUGGACCUUCCGACGCACUGUGAGAUAACGGUGGGAGAACUGGAAGAGCCGGGCACAGCGGUGGAGGUCCUGGGAAGGACCAAGGUGCGCACAGAGGACUCUAUCCUCACGCUGCCCGACAGCAAGCACGCUGAGAAUGUGCGAGUCGAGGAGCUCUCUGCGGGUGACGCCGCGAGGUUCCGCAGCGCCGUGGGUAGUGCUAUCUACCUGUCGGCGGACAGGCGAGACAUACAGUUCGCCGUGAAAGAGCUGGCGCGAAGGAUGCAGAACCCAAGGGUCUGCGACUGGCUCGCUGCGGAAACCCUCGCGCGAUACCUGCGGGCAACCCCGCGGUUUGGAAGGGUAGUUGUGCUGGACCCCGCGUCCAAGAGCACAGCUCUUCUGAACUUGGAGGUCUACUCCGACUCCGACUGGGCAGGGUGCCCAGAAACGAGAAGGAGCACAGACAACAUAGUUGCCUGUCUCGGGGGAGCAGUCAUCCAGACAAGCUGCCAGACACAGCCCGGCCUCCCAGCCACCUCCAGCGGAGACGCGGAGAUCCGGGGAGUGUCGCGAGCAGCAAGGGAGGCCGUCUUCCUACGAGAGCUUGCGGAGAAAGACUUCGCCCUAGCCUGCGGCUUGCCGCGGCUCUGGGCAGACUCCGCAGCCUCGAUCGGAGCCGCCAAGCGCAUAGGACCAGGGUCCAAGCUGAGACACCUGGAAGUCGCGGAAUUCUUUGUCCAAGGCGCGCUCAGAGCCAAACUUCUCGAACUGAGAAAAGUUAAGGGAACCGAAAAUCCGGCAAACUUCGCUACCAAGCACGCGAAGACUGGACCGGAGGUGCGGCAAUCCCUGCCCUCCAUGGGCAUGGUGGACCUCGAUGCGGUCGCAGGCGCCACCGAGGCUCUGGCCCAAAAGGGCACGAUCAAGUCGAUCCAGGCAAGCCCCUGGAAGAUGAGACCGCCGACCAAGCUCACGAGCUCGGCGCUCAUGGCCACAAUCGUGGCACUGCAGGUUCGACCUGCUAAGGCCCAAGGGCACGACUUUGCUGAGCUGGUGCUCGGCUUCGCGGCUUUUGGCUUCCUGGCCUUCCUGUGGAUGCUUUGGAGCCUGGUCUCCUGGCUCUGCAGACGCAGACCUGAAAGGCAGGAGCCAGAGCCCGAAGAUGAGAUCGAGCACCACGCCGAAGCGUGUCGAAGAGCCGCCGCGUGCAGCCCAAAGGGCCACGGAGGUCCGCCCCCUGCGGCAGCUCCUCCACCACCGCCGCCCGCUGCACCAAGGGUGCGGCGCAGGCGUAGGGGACCGGAACCCCUGUCCGGGGACGACGAGCAUCUCUACGAGACAGCCCGUGGUGACAAGAUCCACCUGUUCACCAACUGUAAUGGGCUGAGCUCCGUCCCAGCGGAUCAAAUCCUGAUCGGCUUUCGCUGCCAUUGUGCAGCAGAUCCUCAGAACACCGAGUUCCUCUGGACCGGGUUCGCCUUUCAAGUGGCCACCGGCCGCGUCGUGCGCCGGUACCAUGGCCAACAGCGCGGUUGCCCAUUCAUGCAAGGGGCAACGAUCAGACACAGGGUGUGUCUCCACUGCCGCAACGGGCACCAGAGCACCAAGCCCGGCAGUGCGGUGAACAACUCCCGCCACUGGGAGCAUCCACCUAGAGGCCCCUAG
Molecule: messenger RNA, 5040 nt
Organism: Symbiodinium sp. CCMP2592
Lineage: Eukaryota; Dinophyceae; Suessiales; Symbiodiniaceae
Source: the annotation of a GenBank genome assembly